CUAGCCAUGGAUGGAGGAGAUUUCCAAGUGUGCAGGAACUGCAAAAAAAGCGUCGCCUCCGCCAACCUGAUCCUCCACGAGGCCCACUGCCUGAGGUUCCUGGUCCACAGUCCAGAAAGCAAGGAACCCCAGUCCCAGGAGAAGUUGGAAGCACACCUCAAGAGUGAGCACCAGCAGACCACAGAACUCCAAGAGCAUGUUGCGUGUCAGUUCGGUGAGCUUGCUGUGAGCUCGUGCAAGGUGGAAACCCAUGAGCACCACCAUGGCAAACAGAUGGAACAAUGUAUGGGGUGCGGCUGGAGCAUCCCACUCCAGGGCUUGGCCCACCACCACAAAGUGUGUCAGAGUGAAUGGUCUCUGUUUAAGAAAGGGAACAAAGGUUCAGUUUCUAAAAAGAAAAUCCACUGCCAUCAUUGCAAUCAACUGAUACUCGCAAAUGACUAUUCCCAGCAUAUGAACAAAUGCCAUGCAGUUACAGAGUCUAUGGAAUCCUUUCCAGUUGGAAUAUCAAGAAUUCCCACUCCGUUUCUUCCAGAUCAGACUGCUAAAGACUACCCUUCCACGGCAGAGAAAGAUGUCCGUCCAAAGACCAAAAAUAGCAAGAAAUCUCCUUCUCUUUUUGAAAAUUCAACAAAGAAAACUCCAAGAGGCAGAGAUCAGGCUAAUGAUAUUCCUCUGAAAUCUAACCACAAUCCCAAGCUCUCCUCGUCUGUAGAUGAGGCUGCUUAUAACAUUAUGAGGAGUUGUUCUCAAUGUGGCAUCCUACUUCCUCUUCCGAUCUUAAGUCAACAUCAGGAAAAAUGCCAAUGGUUAACUUCAUUAAAAGAAAAGCAAGUGAGAGAUUCCAGCUAUAUUUGGCAAAGAAAAGAGACUGAUUUGUUCCAGAGUUACAAAUAAUGAAUAGAAAACCUGUCUCCAGGAACUUUGCCUGACAGUCCUGCCCAAGCCUCUGUGUCUUGUCACCUGAAUGACUGAGGAGCACAACUUUGU
Suncus etruscus (white-toothed pygmy shrew) is the source of this 990-nucleotide messenger RNA. It is a transcript of the gene XAF1, whose product is annotated as XIAP associated factor 1. The coding region runs from base 7 to 897 and encodes 296 amino acids. Gene Ontology annotation, biological process: apoptotic process. Lineage: Eukaryota; Metazoa; Chordata; Mammalia; Eulipotyphla; Soricidae. The transcript is spliced from 7 exons. The record is from RefSeq and is a predicted model, not a curated record.